GGGGAAUGGACUAUACUAGAGAGGCUCCUGGAGGCUGCUGUUCAGCAGCACUCUACUAUGAUAGGAAGAACCUGGGAAGACGCUGCUGAAGUGUAAACGAAAACUACACUAAAAUCCAUGUGUCAUUUCAUGUCUUCAUUCAUUGUCCAUUUGGUGUUUGGUGGUGAGUUUGAGUGGUGGUUGUGCAGCCACGGGUGGCAAAGAAAGAGAUUGAGCGAGAGUCGGCGUUCUCACCUUUUUUUCAUUAUACGCUCGCACAGGUGCAAUCAAAGCAACGCCGAUUGCUAAUGCAUGUCAUUACAUCCAUUAAAUUAUACACAACACAUUUAAAAAAAAAAAAAAAGAAAACACAAAACCACCGGCAUAUUCAUGACAAAAGAACCACAUUUUGUGGCGGGACGCACAUUCUGUGGCAUCCUGUGAAGAGCGUCCGGUUUCAGCACUGGACAGCUCCCCAAAUCCCGCACAACACAAUUGGACUGAGCGCGUCAGCCUCCGAGGCAGCGGCGCACACCUCAAACCACAUCCUCUGUUAUCAGUUAUUUACACGUAUUUUCACAUGUGUUUGUUUGUGUCCUUGCUUCUUCUGCUUCUUUUGUAGGAUCCUACUAACAGUGGUGGUCAUCUUCCGGAUUCUAAUCGUAGCAAUAGUUGGCGAGACUGUCUAUGAUGACGAGCAGACCAUGUUUGUUUGUAACACCUUACAACCGGGCUGCAACCAGGCGUGCUAUGACAAGGCGUUCCCCAUUUCACACAUCAGAUAUUGGGUUUUUCAGAUCAUCAUGGUGUGCACGCCGAGCCUCUGCUUCAUCACAUACUCGGUGCACCAGUCGGCCAAGCAGAAGGAGCGGCGCUACUCGACAGUGUAUCUGACGCUAGAUAAGGAUCAAGACUCCCUGAAGCGAGACGAGAGCAAAAAGAUAAAGAACACCAUUGUUAAUGGAGUACUUCAAAACACGGAGAACUCCACCAAAGAAGCCGAGCCGGACUGUUUAGAAGUCAAAGAGAUCCCUAAUUCAGCCAUGAGAACUACAAAGUCCAAAAUGAGGCGACAGGAGGGCAUCUCCAGGUUUUACAUCAUCCAGGUGGUUUUCAGAAACGCGCUGGAGAUUGGCUUUUUGGUGGGCCAGUAUUUCUUGUACGGAUUCAACGUCCCGUCGGUGUACGAGUGUGACCGCUACCCCUGCAUCAAAGAUGUCGAGUGCUACGUCUCCAGACCCACGGAGAAGACCGUGUUCCUGGUCUUCAUGUUCGCGGUCAGUGGCUUUUGUGUGGUGCUGAACCUGGCAGAACUCAAUCACUUGGGCUGGAGGAAAAUCAAAACGGCCGUGCGAGGCGUGCAGGCUCGACGGAAGUCCAUUUAUGAGAUCAGAAACAAGGACUUGCCGAGGAUGAGUGUGCCUAAUUUUGGACGCACUCAGUCCAGUGACUCUGCUUAUGUGUAACAAACACCCGGGGUGAAGGGUGUGAAAAAAAUAAACAUGUAAAAAGGGGGGGGGGAAGCAUAUGAUGGACAUGAUGGACAGCUCCGCACGCCUAAUUCGUGUCAUGACUUAAAGAGUGGGCAGAUUUUUUUUUUUUUUUGAUUUUUUUAAUUUUAAUUUAUUGGUCUUUUAAGGAUUUCAUGGCAAGCGUGGGAGUACACGUGUGUUUCCUUAUGUAUUAUUGCACUGAUGCAACUUUUUAGUAGCGUUUAUACUCUGUAUAAGAUGCGACAAAUGAAGAAGAAGACCGUGUUAACGUGUUCACAUAUUUACUCUGUGUGGGCUGUUCUGCUGUGGGCUACUUGAAGAGAGUAAAAAAUGCAAAAAUUGCACUAAAGGGUGAACAGUGCUGGGAGAGCCUGACCUUAUCCAAAACGUGCUUCUAACCUGACGGUGUUUGCUUUUCCACCUGUUUCUGGCACCAACCUAAUUAAAUGGCACCAUACACACACAAGGAGGUGGUUCAAGGAGAACUCUAUCAUCCAGAUUUAUAUAUAUAUAUGCAUAUCUAUAUAUAAAUCCUUACUGACUAUGGUUCCACCAGUGUAAUUCAUGUUUUUUCUUUUUCUUUGUUGCCUGUGUUGCACCACUGACCUUAACAUAUGUAACCAUUCCAUUGCUUUAUAGCUGACUUGCAAAACAGUAUCUGGUGAAUUUGCUGCAAACGCUAACGUCUGUGACUUCCUUAAUUUAUAACACACACCAAAGCGCCCACUGCUUUUAUUUGUGAAGUGUUUUCUUGCUAUUGUGUAAUCAAGUGCCAUACUUGUAGAUAAACAUAAUAUAUAUGUAUACAUAUAAAUAUAUAAAUAUAUAAUAAUCAUCAUGAAAGCUGAUUCCCUGCUUGGAUUAUGCUAAAUGCCGCCCAAUUGUUUUUCUCUUUUUUUUUUUUUUUUUUUUUUAAUUUGCUUUAAAUGUAUUUGUUGUGAUUUAAAUGAGAGAUUGAAAAAAAAACAAAAAAACAAGAAAAAAACCCCAGCUACAGUUCUCUCUGUUUCAUUUUGCAAAUGACUGGAAAAAGAAAUGAAGUGCUAGUCUUUUUUUAUAUACAAGAAGGAAAUGACUCUCCCCAAUCAAAGCUGAUCAAAACAGAAAAA
Molecule: messenger RNA, 2581 nt
Organism: Solea senegalensis (Senegalese sole)
Lineage: Eukaryota; Metazoa; Chordata; Actinopteri; Pleuronectiformes; Soleidae
Gene: gjd2b
Product: gap junction protein delta 2b
Exons: 2
Coding region: 288-1445 (385 amino acids)
Biological process (GO): cell communication
Cellular component (GO): connexin complex
Source: RefSeq, a predicted model, not a curated record